UUCAAUUGAUUUUGAAAACUGAAAUAAAUGAAGAGUUAGAUGGAGCAAUGCCUGACAAAUAUGGUGGAUGGAGCAUCGUUUCCCAUUCAAAUUGUUCCAACCUCUGGAAUGUCAUCCUCGCUGUAUGUGGCCGAGCAUUAUCCUGAUGGAAGAACACCUUUCAUCUACAAACCAAAGAUGAUCGUAUUCUGAUGGCAAGUAGGUGUCGCUGAAUGGUUGAAUGACCAAGUCCAAGCUUCUCUGCUAGUUCCUCAACAGUUACGAUUGGAUUUUGUUCCACCAGGGUUUGCAGGAUGUUCUCGUCGAGCUCUACAGAGCUUACAGGACGAGGCUUGUCUUCUAGGCUGUAGUUUCCGUCUCGGAAUUUCUGGAACCACCGUCGACCCUGACUUACGCUUAUUGUCCGAUCCCCAUAUAUUACAUUAAUACUCCUCGCACUUUCCGUUGCGUUGUUCCCUUUAUCGAACUCAUAAAGCAAAAUAUGCCGAAUAUGCUCCUUUGUCACUUCCAUUAUAGCUUUGAAAAAAUAACUGUUAAAGUCGAACUGUACUCUUCAAAACUUGCUCUAUGAAUAAGUACAAGAUAAACUUACUACCUGCUUUUAUAGCAAGUUGAUACAGGUAGUUUAUCCCGCCCCCUUCCGACUUUUAGUUCAUGCAAUUGGAAAAAACACACAUUAUUUAUGGGAUGGUCCAACAUAUAUAUAUAACCUUGAACUAAAUUUGAUACAUCAUACAACCGUAGAGAUCUUCAAGUUCUUCAUAAGACCAUAGUGGUAGGGACUUAUUUGCGAGGGCGUGGGCUUGCUUAAAAACAACAACAAAAGAACAAAAGGAAAGUCAGUCUAUCUCGCAUAAGCAACAGGAAAUAGCCGUCAGUGUUGCUCCAUUUACUGUCGUUAAGUCACAAAUAAUUUUGCCCGAUGUUUUCACUCAAAAUCCUCACUUUGAAUUGCUGGGCCUUCCCCUUCCCAUGGAUGUGUAAGGACAAGGAGUUUAGGAUUAAAAGCCUUGCGAAAGCCCUGUCAGAAAGUGAAUAUGAUAUCAUUUUACUCCAAGAGAUUUGGUGCACGUCUGACUUUGAAUAUUUACAGUUAAUUAUUUCAAAUAAAUUACCAUAUUCCCACUAUUUUUACAGUGGCAGUUUUGGCAGUGGUAUGUGUGUCUUCACAAAAUACCAAAUCAACGAUGUUCUCUAUUUCAAUUUUCGUCUAAAUGGCUAUGCACAUAAGUUACAGCAUGGUGACUGGUUUGCUGGCAAAGGAGUUGGUCUUAUCAAAGUUGAAGCCAAUGGCUUCAAGAUCAACAUCUACAUAACACAUAUCCAUGCAGAGUAUAAUAAAGAUAAUGACGAAUAUUUCACUCAUCGUUUGAUACAGUCAUUUCAACUUAGCCAGUUUAUAAAACAGACUUCAGAGAAAUGUGAUGCUGUCUUUGUUGGCGGAGACUGUAAUAUGGAAUCAAACUCCCUCAAUUACAAAAUCCUUACUACCAAUGCCAUGUUAAAUGAUGCGUGGUUGAAAAAGCCUGAUGUCAUUGAUGAGGAAUUUGCUAGCACCUGUGAGCUACCUGACAACUGUUAUACUAGUGCUGCUUCCAAACUGACAUUUCCAGGUGGCAUAAGGAUUGACUAUCUGCUGUUUCGAGCUAAUUCAGGUACUAUUGCUGCUGCUGCUACUGCUACUACUACUACUGCUCCUACUACUACUACUACUACUACUACUACUACUACUACUACUACUACUACCUCCAUCACCACCACCACCACUUUUGCCAUUGUUGCAUCAUCAUUCAUCAUCAGAACCAUCAUUGUCAUCACCACUACUAGAACCACAUAAAAGCACCUGUGCCAGGGCUGCAUAGAAACACCUGUGUGCCAGUGGCAUGUCAAAACACCCAUGCAAGUACCACGUUAAAACACCUGUGCCAGCUCCACUUAAAAGCCCCUGUAAUGGUGCUAUGUAAAAGCACCUUUGAGAGUGCCACGUAUAAUGCACCAACGCUGAUACCUUGUAAAGAGCACCCAACACACUCUGUAAAGUGGCUGGCACUAUGAAGGGCUUCCCGUUGUAGCAAAUCACACCAAAACAGACAAUUGGAGCUUGGAGCUGCUCUUCGGCUGGCCAGCUCCUGUCAAAACAUCCAAACCAUGCCAGCAUAGAAAACAGAUGUUAAAUGAUGAUGAUGAUUUCCUGUGCUGGUAUGGGUCAGAUGGAAUUCAUUGAGGCAGAUUUUCAACUUUGGUUUGUAUCCUU
This is a messenger RNA of Octopus bimaculoides (California two-spot octopus), 2254 nucleotides long. RefSeq names its product putative neutral sphingomyelinase. NCBI's taxonomy places the organism in Eukaryota, Metazoa, Mollusca, Cephalopoda, Octopoda, Octopodidae. Gene Ontology annotation, molecular function: sphingomyelin phosphodiesterase activity. The record is from RefSeq and is a predicted model, not a curated record.